GAACUACUUGUGACUACUUGACAUCUUGCAUUUUGAGUACGACUACAAGCACUUGCAAUUGUGUUUUAAAUAUUCUUAUUGCUGUAUAAGUAAUUAAACAGUUUAUGCCCCCUUGUCUGGUCUAUAAUGACGGGGUGGUACUACGAUAAAAAAGAAUUGCGAAAUACACCCUCUGCCCAAGAUGGUAUUGAUUACGAAACCGAAAUGCGAUACCGCAAGGAAGGGGCCCGAUUUAUUAUUAAUACUGGGGCCAAAAUGGACCUCGGUUACAACACAACAGCGACUGGGGUUGUGUAUUUUCACCGUUUCUACAUGUUUCAUUCUUUCCGUCAAUUUCCCCGGUAUGUAACAGCUUGUUGUUGCUUGUUUUUGGCUGGAAAAGUUGAAGAAACACCAAAAAAGUGUAAAGACAUUAUAAAAACCGCUCGAGGGUUGUUAUCGGAUCAGAAGUUUGCAACAUUCGGCGACGACCCGAAAGAAGAAGUAAUGACUUUGGAACGAAUUUUGUUACAAACAAUCAAAUUCGACUUGCAAGUGGAGCACCCUUACAGUUAUUUACUAAAAUACGCCAAAUGCCUCAAAGGCGACAAAAACAAACUCCAAAAAAUGGUCCAAAUGGCUUGGACUUUUGUCAACGACAGUCUUUGCACAACCCUAGCCCUGCAAUGGGAGCCCGAAAUAAUCGCAGUGGCCCUCAUGUACCUCGCUGGUAAACUCAGUCAAUUCGAGGUGGUCGACUGGGUGGGGCGCACUGCUAAACACCUGCGCUGGUGGGACAUGUUCGUCGAAGACAUUACCAUGGACCUCCUCGAAGAUAUUUGUCACCAAGUUCUCGACUUAUACUCCCAACCGAGCACUAGUCCCGCCCCGGACAGCCCCCCACUGCCUCCAAGACCCACUUCGGCCAGCCGCAAGUCGACAAAUGGCCAGGAGAAACCCGAAAUUCCCGAAAUGAUACCUCCCAUUAAUACGAAAAUUCCACCGCCCCCCGACGUCCCUCAGUAUCCUUAUCAGACAUUUACAGGGGCGCCGCCUCCGGUAGCCCCGUAUCCAGCACCACCGUAUGCUGCGCCGCUGCCGGCACCACCAGGACCUCCACAUUUAGCAGCGCCUCCCCCGGGGCCACCGCCACACUUGAGUGCCCCACCGGCUGUCUUUCCGCCCUAUGUUACACAUCCGCCCCCUUUUCCGCCAAUGGGGCCACCGGCUGGGCCGUUUUAUCAGUUAACACCACCCCCAGGGCAACAUCCCCCGAGACCAUACUAGUUUUAGGGCUUUCAGUGUUUUGUAAAUUAAGGGAAAUAUUUUUUUUUUAUUUA
Messenger RNA from Tribolium madens (black flour beetle), 1319 nucleotides. RefSeq names its product cyclin-K. Bases 127 to 1266 code for a protein of 379 amino acids. Lineage: Eukaryota; Metazoa; Arthropoda; Insecta; Coleoptera; Tenebrionidae. Gene Ontology annotation, molecular function: cyclin-dependent protein serine/threonine kinase activator activity. Gene Ontology annotation, biological process: regulation of transcription by RNA polymerase II; positive regulation of DNA-templated transcription, elongation. The record is from RefSeq and is a predicted model, not a curated record. Gene Ontology annotation, cellular component: nucleus; cyclin/CDK positive transcription elongation factor complex. The transcript is spliced from 5 exons.